This is a messenger RNA of Eruca vesicaria subsp. sativa (arugula), 1513 nucleotides long. The record is from the annotation of a GenBank genome assembly. Lineage: Eukaryota; Viridiplantae; Streptophyta; Magnoliopsida; Brassicales; Brassicaceae.
CAACAGUUUAUGUUUUUUUUCUGAAUAUAAACAUCUAAAAAAUAGGAUCAAAUAAAUACUUUUCUUAAUUGUCUCCAAUAAAUUCAAAAUCUGCCCUCGUGAAAUCAACAUCACGCCAUCAUCUUCUCCUUUAGUGUUUUUCACCAUCUUCCACCUCCAACUUACAUAGACAGCUCCUUUCCACCUGUUUUUCUCUUUUUAUUAUAUUCUCCGACAAAGAGAAAAAGCACAAAACACCCAGAAGAAGAACAUAGUGUUUACAAACUAGUUCUUCUUCUUUCCUCUGUUGUCUGCUUCAAUAGUUAUGGGCUCUUCUUCUUCUAAAUCUUCUAAAACCACUUCGUCUUCUUGUUCCAACUCUUCUUGCUCCGCGUCACAUUCACCACCGGAGAAGAAACUCAACUCAACGACGGUUCCGAGACCUUUCUCAUUCCCUAUGCCGUCGGUUCAUCAUCCACCGGUUAAAAAAGGCGACACGCACCACUUUGUCUCCCUCACGUCCACCACUUACGGUUCUCUUUUACACGGAGAAACAUUGCCUCAUAUCUCUGUUCCCGGUAAGAAGACGGCUAAGCCAGACGAGUCCUUGUCUCCUGACUCAGUGAUCAACACAUGGGAGCUCAUGAACGGUCUCGACGAUGAAGAUUGGAUUCCAUUGCCUUCUAAACCAAAGCAGCCUCUGUGGAAACAUAUGGCUGAAGAAUCUUUUCUCUCUGACUUGGAUCCUAACAUCAUUUCAUCUUACAAGAGAGCUUUGUCUUCUAGACAGCUAGGCAAGAACAUUAAACCAGUCUCUUGCAGCCAGUCUAAUCAAUCGGUUGUCUCUUUGAGUCCAGUGAGUUCUGAGUCUUUGGAAGAGCAAGAGAAACCAAGAUUGUCUGAAACAGAAAAAGACAAAAUAGUAUUGUACUUCACUAGCCUCAGAGGAAUUAGAAAAACUUAUGAGGAUUGUUGCUACGUGAGAACGGUGUUGAGAGGGUUUCAAGUUGCGGUCGAGGAACGUGACAUCUCAAUGGACUCUGAAUAUAGAAAAGAGGUUCAGAUUUUACUCGGCGAAGAGAAACCGGUUUGUUUGCCUCAAGUGUUCAUAAGAGGUAUCCACAUUGGUGGUGUUGAGGAGAUCAAGAAACUCAAUGAUGGAGGUGAAUUGGGAGAGAUGUUAAGAGGGUUUCCUGUUUGUGAAUCAGUGGGAGCUUGUGAGUGCUGUGGGGAUGCAAGGUUUGUUCCGUGUGGUAGUUGUGGUGGUAGUACUAAAGUGUUUGAGGAACAAGAAGAUGGGUUUAAGAGAUGUAGUGGAUGCAAUGAGAAUGGAUUGGUGCGUUGUAACGAAUGUUGUCUCUAGUGAUUGGAUUUUUUUUUUGUUAUUGUUGUUGAUGUGAAGAGAAGAAAAAUGUUUAGAGGUAUACUUGUGAGUUGAGAUAUGCUUUGGUUGGUUGUGUUCUUUUGAAUGAAUUGGUUGUGUUUUUGUACAUUGAUAUAGGAAAUGGUUUUAAGGCUCAAAUCUAUUUUUUUU